Messenger RNA from Mus musculus (house mouse), 8461 nucleotides. It is a transcript of the gene Celf1, whose product is annotated as CUGBP, Elav-like family member 1. Gene Ontology annotation, biological process: mRNA splice site recognition. Gene Ontology annotation, molecular function: RNA binding; nucleic acid binding. Gene Ontology annotation, cellular component: cytoplasm; nucleus. NCBI's taxonomy places the organism in Eukaryota, Metazoa, Chordata, Mammalia, Rodentia, Muridae. The record is from RefSeq and is a predicted model, not a curated record. Bases 954 to 2417 code for a protein of 487 amino acids. The transcript is spliced from 14 exons.
CCUGGGAGGCAGAGGCAGGCGGAUUUCUGAGUUCAAGGCCAGCCUGGUCUGCAGAGUGAGUUCCAGGACAGCCAGGGCUACACAGAGAAACCCUGUCUCAAAAAACAAAACAAAACAACAACAACAAAAUUUACUGUAGUCAGAAAUUGAGUAUUCUUGUAUUUCACAGUGAAGUGAAUCUUAAUUGCUUUCUACAACAAUUUUGGAAACAGAUACUGGGCUUGAUUAUAUAAGCCAGCAUCCUGAGAAGUAUAUUUAAAUAAUCUGUAUGGACCAGAACAAAAAUAUCAGACCAUCCCCAACAAUUUGAGAGUUAGGGUGACCAGAGAGUAGUGCAGGUUAGAUUGUUACUUAAAUGUGGGAGGUAGCCUGUUUUGUUCAUUAUAUUUCACGAUUUAAAUGAUAAAUUGAGCCUCAUAGCUGUUGCUGUUUUAGCAAGAAUCUGACCUAGUAAAAAUUUUUUUCAGUCUUUUCAGUUCCUGAGGCUAAGGAUCUUAGAAUAGCGACUGUAAUUAUUGGGGCACUCCCUGACUGAGAUAGAACCUCUCAAACCUUCCUUUAAGCCUGUGCGCUUCUCUGUUUUUAUAUGGUGUGUGUGAACAGAAUGCAUGUGUGAGAGAUAAUUGCCCUUUCACUAAUGGCCCCCUUUCAGUAACCAUGUAUGGGUAAAGCUGCUCAGUUAGUUCCCUGCUCCUCCCUCACAGAGUGCAGAGCAGAGAGAGGGUGCUCUGCGGAAGCUGCUGCUCCACUUUGCAGCUUUCUAUAUUUGUACAGCAACAGCAGGAACAGCCCACUAGCUAGGCGGUGCAGUUAUCCUGUGCACCCACAUUGCUUCAGACCUGCUCAGGAUUCAGCCAGGGCUUGAAGUUUGUGUUCUUAACGUGCGUCCAUCUGUCUGUCUGUGUACAUUUCUGUGGAGGACUAAGGUUUUCAAGUAAAAGAGCUCAAAGAAAAUGAACGGCACCCUGGACCACCCAGACCAACCAGAUCUUGAUGCUAUCAAGAUGUUUGUGGGCCAGGUUCCAAGGACCUGGUCUGAGAAAGACUUGAGGGAGCUUUUUGAGCAGUAUGGUGCUGUCUAUGAAAUCAACAUCCUAAGGGAUAGGAGCCAAAACCCUCCUCAGAGCAAAGGGUGCUGUUUUGUUACAUUUUACACCCGUAAAGCUGCAUUAGAAGCUCAGAAUGCUCUCCAUAACAUGAAGGUCCUCCCUGGGAUGCAUCACCCUAUACAGAUGAAGCCUGCUGACAGUGAAAAGAACAAUGCUGUGGAAGACAGGAAGCUCUUUAUUGGUAUGAUUUCCAAGAAGUGUACUGAAAAUGACAUCCGAGUCAUGUUUUCUUCGUUUGGACAGAUUGAAGAGUGCCGGAUAUUGCGGGGACCUGAUGGCUUGAGCAGAGGUUGUGCAUUUGUGACUUUUACUACAAGAACCAUGGCACAGACAGCUAUCAAAGCAAUGCACCAAGCACAAACCAUGGAGGGUUGCUCAUCCCCAAUGGUGGUAAAGUUUGCCGACACCCAGAAGGACAAAGAACAGAAGAGAAUGGCCCAGCAGCUCCAGCAGCAGAUGCAGCAGAUCAGUGCAGCGUCUGUGUGGGGAAACCUGGCUGGUCUGAACACACUUGGACCCCAGUACUUAGCACUUUAUUUGCAGCUCCUACAGCAGACUGCCUCCUCUGGGAACCUCAACACCCUGAGCAGCCUCCACCCAAUGGGAGGGUUAAAUGCAAUGCAGCUACAGAAUUUGGCUGCACUAGCUGCUGCAGCUAGUGCAGCUCAGAACACACCAAGUGGUACCAAUGCUCUCACUACAUCCAGCAGUCCCCUCAGCGUACUCACCAGUUCAGCAGGGUCUUCACCGAGCUCCAGCAGCAGUAAUUCUGUCAACCCCAUAGCCUCACUUGGAGCCCUGCAAACAUUGGCCGGAGCAACAGCUGGCCUCAACGUUGGCUCAUUGGCAGGGAUGGCUGCUUUGAAUGGUGGUCUGGGCAGCAGUGGCCUUUCCAAUGGCACUGGGAGUACCAUGGAAGCCCUCACCCAGGCGUAUUCUGGUAUCCAGCAAUAUGCUGCUGCAGCCCUCCCCACUCUGUACAACCAGAAUUUAUUGACACAGCAGAGUAUUGGUGCUGCUGGAAGCCAGAAGGAAGGUCCAGAAGGAGCCAACCUGUUCAUCUAUCACCUGCCCCAGGAGUUUGGAGACCAGGACUUACUGCAGAUGUUUAUGCCCUUUGGGAAUGUCGUGUCGGCCAAGGUUUUCAUAGACAAGCAGACAAACCUGAGCAAGUGCUUUGGUUUUGUAAGUUAUGACAAUCCUGUCUCAGCUCAAGCUGCCAUCCAGUCCAUGAACGGCUUUCAAAUUGGAAUGAAGAGGCUUAAAGUGCAGCUCAAACGUUCGAAGAAUGAUAGUAAGCCCUACUGAGUGCUCCCCUCUGAGACUGGAGUGAGAAGAUCUUCUGGCACAGCUUGCCCUGAAGACUCAGCUACUGCCUUCUGUGGGAGUGUCGCUUCGUACAGAGGACAAGUUUGUGCUUUGGUUUCCAGUGUUUUACUUUGGAGUUUAGGUGCCAUAUCCUGAGGGGUUUUGUUUUGUUUUGUUUUGUUUUGUUUCUUUUUCCCUUUAUUUAAAGUUUGCUGUGUUUGUAACCAGUUUGUUGAGAAGGACCAACACCAGUCCACCUUGAGGAAGAGGGAAAUGGGUUUAAAAGAUAAUUAGAACAUGCCCCAAACCAUGGAAAGAGAGGGCUGAGCAGAACAGAAAGUUGAUCCCCGAAGUCUCUCUCCCUGUGUGGAAAGAGUGAGAACUAAGUCUAAUGAGGUACGGGGUGGGUGAGUGGGUGAGGUGUCUUAGCUUCUAGACCCCUUAGAACUGGCUGCUUUCUGUGGAAAUGCUGAAUUUAUGCCACCUAUUUUUCUAAUUUUUGUCCUGGAUUUCUGCCCUUCUUUCCUAAAAGGGGGUAAGCAAGUCUCAUGAAAUAAUGCACUUUUCAGUUAGCCUGAAAUAUGCAAAUAGGAGGGAGAUACCCAUGACUAGGCAGCCCAGCCCGACAUUCGUGUUAUAUUGAUUGCCCUGCCUGGUUGGUGGCUGUUUAGGGGAAGCAGCCAGAGAGGUCAUUUUCAUUAAUUUUAACAUGAAGUUAGAAUGUACCCAUUUCCAGUAGUCUCUUUUGUAGAAAGUAUAUGGAAGUUCAUAACACCAAGGAAUGUUGCCUCCUUCUCUGGCCACAGUUUUCUCAUGAGGGGACAUAAGACACUCUUAACAGCAUCUCUAGCCAACAAGGGUGCAGUUCAUGGGCAGAGCAGUCAAGAAGCCAUCUGAUUAAGGGAAGAGAGACCUGCUUCUUGGUGUGCCUGAAUCAAGGUCACUUCAAGCCACUUUGCUAUAUUUGAGCAGAGCCUAGUAUUCAAGAAGGUUCAGAAGUGCAUUUCUGAUUCCUUAAUGAAGGUACUCCAAAAGCUGUGUUCCCAUAAGGUCUGGCAGGCCUCUCCUCUAGCCCCAUUUUCUGUCCUUGAAGACAGAAGAAAGUAUAGGACGUUUACAGGCUCCAUAUGGAUUUAGUGUUCAUUUACCUCAGUAUUAACCCAUGUUCAUUUUGUCAUCAUGCUUACAGUAAGCUCCCUGCUGCCUUUCAUGGGUCUUAACUCCAGCCUUUGCCAGUGUCCCACAUAGCCUCUGGGCUCUCCUGCUCUAAGAGAAGCUGUGGGAAUGUGCAUCUGAGCAGAGGUAGCCCUAUAAAUAUAUGAUUAGUAGUCACAGCCAGGGCCUGGGUUCCUGGGUCAUUGGAAGCUUAAACCUCAUAAGUUACAAGUCUUGACUCCUAGCAGCAGAGAUUAGAAGGGGCUAACCUGCUUUAAGUCAGAUAGGGACUCUCCUUGUCAUGCUGUCCCUGUGGAUAACAAACAGGGAUUGACCAUCUUGCUGUUGUACAGGAAGUUGUUAGUGGUGUGUUAUCCCAUUGAUGCUGGGACAGCUGUUCUCUUAUAGUGAUAAGUUGAGUCUGUUGUCCUCUUAAACAUGAAACAUACACUUCUUAAGCUGAACCACGUAAACUUGAAUUCUGUGCACUGGGAGAAAAGUGUCCUGUGUUUCAAGAUAAAACUGUUCUAAAGGCUUCCAGGGUAUUGAUGGAAUUUUUUAAAAUAAUGCAAAAAAAAUAAAAAAUAAAAAACUUUAAAAGGAAAAAAAAGAAAAAAAUGCUAGGUUGGGCAGGCACUGCUCAGAAUCCCAACCGGCCGGAACCAAGAAUGUUGUUUCUAUUUUUAUAGAAGUUUUAUACAGCUCCGGGGUGGAGAAUAUUUAUUACCUAAAUUAUAUCUCUGGAAAAGGCCAGGAUUUUGUAGAAUCCAGAAUGUGAUUGUUGUACACACAGGGUGCUGUGUAUGAUUGAAACUACUGACUUUCUGUGACCGUUUGCAGCCCAGGUAACCUGUCCAAGGGGAAGGCUAACAUUAAUGCUGUGAAUUGGCAGAGGCGAGAGCUGUGCUCCACAGGGAGCUGCCAGUGCUGUGCUCCCUAACCUUCUGUUCUGCCUUCCUCCUCGGCCAGAACAUCACGUUCUCCCUGCUCCUCUGGUUCCCUCUAGCUCUCCCAUUUCAUUGUCCACAGAUUUGUCCUGUGCUCCAGGACCAAAUGAAACUUUCCUAAUGAUAUUAGAAGCAAAGGAGUGACCCCACCUUUGGAACAGACCCCAAACUUCAUACCUACUUGUGAUUUCUAAAAGGAGCACUUGCCCCAGCAGAGCCAUGGUCAGCCAUGGCUGGCUCAGUUAGCCAGCUAGCCAGCUGGGGAGACCAUGUACUUCCAUUAUCCCGUUUGCCCAGUGCAUUAGCACAGCACUAGCACUGUCCUCGAGCACAGUUCCCUCCCCAGGCCAAAGAUGGUUUUGUUGAAGAAGCUGCUCCCCUAUAAGUCUUGAUGUGAAAGGGCUCAGCUUAGAGUGGAGACUGAAGUGACGUCUUAAGCAGUCCAUUUCUGUUGUGUGGAGGUUUCACUUACAGUGUUUUCUGCUGUAGUUUUGUUUCGUGGAUUAUAUCAUGCCAUUGAUUUGCCUUCAGUGCAGCCCAACCACUAUCUCCUGGGUUCCACAAGAGUGCCCAGGGCGUAUGUGGAACCUUAGGGCUUGGAUUUCUGGGAACAAGGGUGGGCCAUCCUAGGAUUGAGCAAGAAACUCUGGCCCUCUAUCUACCCUAAGUAGUCUCCCUCCCACUCUAGUUAGCAUCUUUUGUUGCUGAGACCCUGCUUGCCCAGAGACUGUCUUCAUGUGUUAGGUGCUUUGCAGGAAAUCCAAGCCUUAGGUUCCCCUCUGUCUCUGGCAGUUGGAUGUUCUCUUGGUGUCCUUCAUGUCCUUUUGAACUUUCCCCUGUGUCCAUUGUUAGCAUGUGCAAAAGUUCUUGUCAUUUCCCACCCCUGCCCUUCCCCGUCUCCUCAUUUCAGGGCUGCAUACAGUGAGUGUCCUGUUCUCUCUCUCUGUUUGGAUGUAUUGCUCUGUGUAACUCAGUGGAUCUCCCUCUUUCUGGUUUGUUUUUUUUUCUAGAUUCCUGCCGUUUGUUCAUCGUUGUGCCUAAAGCAUGUCGAUGUGGCGUCAAGUACAUCGUCCAAAUCCCUGUCUCUUCAGCUUCUCUGAUGCUUGAACUCUCACCUUUGACCUUGUGUUGACCUUUGAUGCUGAUGUGUAUUUUAUUAUGUUUGUUUCUUUCUUUGUUUUUUCUUUUUUCUUUCUUUUUUUUUUUUCCCUUUUGUGCUGCCAAAUUGGUUUUGCUAGAACGACUGCUGAAGGGAAAAUAUUUAAACUUGCAUUUGAAUAUAAAAAAAAAUCUAUUUUUCUAGAACUUCAUAAGAUAACCACUUGAUUUUGUGAUUCCAAUUCUUUGUAACUGUCUCAGAGCAGCCCUACUAGCACAUGCCGUGUGGUGUUUGUAUCCUUGUGAACACACAGCCAGUCCGCUUCCAGGCUUUGUUCCUCUGUGUGCUUAGUUUUAAAGACAACUUUGAAAUAAACAAUGAAAUAAAAGAUGUCACUAAAAUCUUUGAGGCUCCUGAACACAUUUUGCUGACAUAGUUUUGGGGCUUGAGGAGACCGCAUGUUGUUAUUAAUUUUUGUUUUUCUGAGUUCUCAACUGCAGAAAAAUGUCUGAAAUACACCCUUACCCCCAUUCCCUUUUCACUGAAUGCUGAGGUUUGGGCCCCAGCUAGCCUUUUUUCUUUUCCUUUUGUGGUUCUUCCUGAAGCAGCCCUGCAGGGAAGCCCUAGGGUCCCUCUUCCCCUCCCCUCCCCUCGGCUCAGCCAGCUCACACCCGUGCUUCUUCCUACAGUCUCCACAGCAAAAUGUGAUGCUUUCAACUUUUUUGGGUUUUGUAUUCUUUUGCCUUUUUGUUUUGAAUUUUUCCUUUCCUACUAAGAUUAUGCCCAGAAAAAACAAGUUGUGCAUGUUUCCUGCUGUUUCUUCACACCUUCGUAUGUAUCACCUUCACCUCUCUGUUUUCUAUAGUUUGUGCAAAAACUGACUGAUUUAAAGGGGUUUCAAAGAAGAUGUUUUAAAUUGUUAUGGGGUUGAUUUUUUUUCUCAAGAUUGUAUCGUUUUAUUUUGAAGUGGCAACUUUCUCCUCUAUUGCCCUUAGAGUGUUUGCCUGUGCACUUAGACUGUCACUCUUUGUGGUGGCCUCCAGGUCUCAGUGGGGGAUCCAGGAGGCUGGCUGCUCUGCUCAGGGAGUACAGGGGGCCAGAGGCAGAAGCAGAACCAAAGGUGGCUGUGGGUAGGCAGGAUGCUUAGGGCAUCAAGGCUAGAUCACGGAGGGAGGGAGGGCAGGCGGGCAGUACUUCUGAUUACCCAGAGGAGGCCAUCGGUGCACUGAGUGGCAAUAUACCUGCCUGCCUGCGCUUUCCCUAGGUGACAAGCACAAUAAAUACUACAGUCUUCACACUGUUUACAGCUCUGGGCACCAACCACCCCGCACUGGCUCUUCACUAUGGCUCUGCUCUUACUUAGCUAAUAGAGUUGGGGUAAGGGCAAGAAACUGUUUUUAAAUUGGGUGAAGAGCCAGAUAGCUACUGUUCCCGGGUGCCAGGCCAGCCAGUUCUUUGGUUUCCUAAGGGAAACUUACCCUCUUCUCUUGUAGCACCAUCCAGCCUCAGGGUCUUGGGGACUUGGAAGAAUGUGAAUAGAGGAGGAGAGGCUAGAGGAAAUGAGUAGACAGGGAUGGAUCUGUGAAGAGCAGAGGCUGCAGGGAGGAUUUUUGACAGAUCCCACUGAGACUUAAGCACUGGUGGGAGGGAAAGUGGAAGCAAGGUUGUCCAGGAAAGGGUGGCAAGGUGCAGCAAAGGAUGGGGGUGGGGAGAGAAGCACGGUCUGGCAUCAUCCACUCUCUGCCUGGUGUUGAAGGAACUCCAGCACAGUUUCUGCUCUGGGACCCCUACAGGUUGCCCAAUAUAUUAUGCUUGAGGCCACCUUACUAGGAAGAAAUGGCAGCCAAGUGGGGGACUUAAGUAUGCUGCUUAAGGUCCUGGAAGGGGUGGUAGGAUGCCAGCGCCUAGCAUGAGAGAGCCUGCUGUGUGCCCACAGUCUGACUGCACAGAGCGCCUCUGUCGGCAGGAGGUGCUGCGGUCCCCUUCCUGUGUACUGAGAAGCUGGGCUUGCCAAUAUAGUUUGCUUUCGAUUCCAAGAGGAGCUCUGGGAAAACCUGUGGAUAAAACCAAAUGCCAAAUGUUGGACAUUGUUUCCUUUUCCUUUUCUCUCUGAUUGUUUUAAUUGUUCCGUAGUGGUUUUAAUGGAUUUGAGACCCUGGAGCGGCAGCUGCCUUUCUGAUUUCCAGCUGCUUUUUGUGAAUAAUUUAAAAAGAAAAAAAAAAGAAACUUUACAUUUUGGAGACAAACCUGUGUGAGUUUUUUAUUGGUACAAACGUUGUAUUUAACACUAGGGGUUUUGUACAGUUUUUUGCCUUUUCUACUAGAAAACAAUGUAAAGUGAUUUCACAAUGUGAAGAGAAAAAAAUUGCCACUAUGACCAAACGCACAGUCUGUUCUGCAGCAACAACGGGAUUCAAUCAACUCAAAGUCGUGAUUCAGCCGUAGAAAUGCUUUUCUUGACCUUGUUUGAGCUUUCCUUUUUUCCUGUUUGAUUUAUAAAAGAUGUCUUUUGUGUGUGAACUUGUGUUGUACUCUGUAGAAAAUUAUGGAUUUUGCUUUAAUGGUUUUUAAAAAAAAAAAAGGGCAAGAAGAGCCCGUGUCGCUUUUCUUACCUAAUCACAGUUUGUGUAGUGGAUUAAAAAAAGAAAAAGUUGUUAAAAGUUUGGAGCAAGGGAGUAUGUGUUUAAAAGGACUCUCCUUCCUUUUUGUGUGUGUUUCCUUUUGUCCCAAUGGGGAACCUAAAUCUGUUUUAAUUGCACAGACACACAGACAAAAAGUCAUUUUGUAUCUGCCAAGUGUGGUACCUUCCUUUGUUUAUUUGCUAUUAAACUGUUUGAGAAGAA